This is a messenger RNA of Hydatigera taeniaeformis, 585 nucleotides long. Lineage: Eukaryota; Metazoa; Platyhelminthes; Cestoda; Cyclophyllidea; Taeniidae. The record is from the annotation of a GenBank genome assembly.
AUGCGGGUUUGUGCUCGUGGUUUCAUAUUGUUCGUUAUCGGGGUCCUGUUUUAUUAUAUUUUCGGAGUCAUACAGGGAUUUCGAAGUGGAAUUUUCAAUGAUAAGUUCAGUCAGUGUUUGUUGAGCUCCAACUCCUGUAUUCCUUUAUGCUGUGGUCUUCUUUCAGUUGCUUGUGGUCUAACAUCGCCUCGUCUCUACCGUAACCUAAAGCUUUCAAAUCCUUAUGAGCCAGAGUGGUCUUCGAUCAUGCGCUGCAUAAUAUUUUUUAUGGGCAUAAGUCAUGCGUCUGCCAAACUUGAUAUCAUGUCUCUCUCACAGCUGCUUCUGACAAGUUUCUGUUUUGCUAUGGGUAUAUGGUGGAUUUUUGAUCGUUCUGUCAGUGGCAUUCUUACUGGAUUCUUGAUGUCGCUGCUGGGCACCGGCAUUUGUCUUGUGCUUGGGGACCAAACCAUUAGAUCCAUUGAUCCACUUCUCACAUCGUGGCUACCGUGCAUUUUCUUCUCUGGAGGGAUUACUGCCUCACUUGUCGGUCGUCAACUUGCCAAAUCGGACGCGUUCGACUCCUUCAAGCUCAAGGCUGAAUGA